Molecule: messenger RNA, 2747 nt
Organism: Hemiscyllium ocellatum (epaulette shark)
Lineage: Eukaryota; Metazoa; Chordata; Chondrichthyes; Orectolobiformes; Hemiscylliidae
Gene: rassf1
Product: Ras association domain family member 1
Exons: 7
Coding region: 257-1492 (411 amino acids)
Biological process (GO): Ras protein signal transduction
Cellular component (GO): nucleus; microtubule cytoskeleton
Source: RefSeq, a predicted model, not a curated record
CUAGGGGCUGAGUUGGAGAUUUGUGAACAGCGGGAGAGGAGCUGACACUGGAAUUUUAACCUGGAGCGGGACUCGUCAACUUGUCUAAGGAUUUAUCCCCGUUUCUGGUUUCACUUGCCUGUGAGGCUUGAAUGAAUAUAAACACAUCGACUGAAAUGUUUUCGUAUCGAAGAUUUUUUCGGAUCGUUUAAUUUUGCCCCCCGUCUCUGAGUUUGAGACUGAGUUUCCCUGCGCAGUGUAAACUCUCCUCCUCUCGAUGGCGGAGCUGAUCGAGCUGCGAGACCUGAGAGAGGACACGCUGAUUCCCGGCAGCAGCCGCUCGGUGUACCGCUCGUCCGGCCUGGAGAGGACCAACGCCAUGAGGAUCAGUCCCAGGAGCCGGGCUUCCAGCGUCCAGAGCCCGGGUAAGACGGCCAGGCAAGAGCGGAGGAGCAGGCAGCAACUGCUGGUGAUGGACCAGGAGCCGAGACAGACCGAGAAACUGGGGGAAGGACACGAUUUCAAUCCUUGCACCCAGACUCAGCCCAGCUGGUGUGACCUGUGCGGCGACUUCAUCUGGGGACUCUACAAACAGAGCCUCCAGUGCGCGAAUUGUAGGUUCCGUUGUCACUACCGCUGCCGACCCCUGAUUCAGUUGGACUGUAACCGGCCAAAGACUAAGAGAUCGGACGUCACGGAAAACACACUGGAACAAGACACAAAUGUGAUGACGUGGACCAGCACUAGCAGCAGUGGUUACUGCAGUCAGGAAGAAGAUUCAGAGUUUGAACAGUUCUUCACUGCCAGGACCUCCUUCAUCAAGAAACCCAGGAAGUACAAGGAUGAGUGCGUUGAUUGGAAGAAGCAAGUUCUUUCACGAGAUGAAAUUGAACCCAAGAUUCAAGAGUACAACUCUCAGAUCAAUAAUGAUCUCUUGAUGACGCUGAACAGUGACGGAACGUACACCGGGUUCAUUAAGGUUCAGCUGAAGUUGGUGAGACCUAUCUCCGUGUCUGCAAACAUGAAGCCUCAAUCAAUCUACGAUGCCAAGAAAGCAAUGGGACCGCCCCGCGCGCAGCCAAUAAAACGACGCACAUCCUUCUACCUCCCGAAAGACACAGUGAAGCAUUUGCACAUCAGUAGUCACACGAAGGCCAGUGAGGUGAUCAAAGCGCUGCUCAACAAAUUCAUGGUGGUGGACAAUCCCCGCAAGUUUGCCUUGUUUGAACGGGUUGAGAAAGAUGACCAAGUUUACACUCGUAAGAUUUCCGAUGACGAGCACCCCUUAUACCUGCGACUGUUGGCUGGACCGGAUGACAAAAUGCUAAGCCUUGUCCUCAAAGAGAAUGAGACAGGAGAAGUGAAUUGGGAUGCCUUCACUGUGCCUGAGCUGCAGAACUUCUUGAGAAUCCUUCAGCGUGAGGAGGAGGAGCAUGUCAGACAGAUGUUUGGGAAGUAUGCCCGAUGCAGGCAAAAAAUGCAAGAGGAGCUUGCCAACAGGUCCCCGGGUUGACCGGGAUCCCGCGCCACCCUGUGACGCAAGAGAGAAAGGGUGGGACAUAAAAUACACGCGCACGCGCACAUGUAUGAACGGUGAGAAGGUCUUAAAACCAAUGUUACCUGGCCCAGCCAGCGACAGAGUGUGAACUGUGGAGAAUACAAGUUAUGAGUGGGGUUACUGCGAGUGGAGUGGGAUAUUAAGGGGGAAGGUACACAGCCUCUUCCUGACAUUAUUGAGUGCGACUGAGAAACCGUUUCUGAACAGAACUAUUAAAUGCGGGAAAGUGCUGACCAACAGGGCCAAAUCCCUCUGUCACAGUGACUGACGUUUUGCCGGGAGGCACCAACAUGGACGAGAGGACAGAGAGCUGAUUGUUUUGUUUUCAUUUUGUUCUUUUCUUGAAGUAGGUGGCUGGUUCAUUCACCGUUUCUGCACAAAGUGGGUCAUUGGAACGGUUGUUGUAGCAGCCAGAUUUUAGGUGUCUGUCUUGUAUUUUGGCUAACCCUUCGGGACUGUAGAAUAUUUAGGUAUGAUUAUGGAUGGGAGGGGUUAGCAUAUCUCAGAGUUCAACUUUAAUGACACGUCAUUUCAAAACUUGUGGAAUUCCUUCGUCAGAGAUUUCACAAUCUUAGCCUGGCUACCGGAGCAAGGUCGAUCAGCUGAGAUCAAGGUACUUACUGCAGUAAAAUUUGUAUUAUCUGGCAUGGGCCAUACAUCAGUAAUGCUGGCUAACUCAUUGAGGUUUGUGCUUAUAGUAAAAAAAAUCAAAUAAAAACAUGCCUUGACAUAAACAGCAACCUGAAGUGACUUACAUCCUCUCCACUUGAAUUCUUUUCACUGUACGUACAGAGGAAAAAAUAGUCCAGAAAUUUCCUUUACAAUCACUUCAGACUGAUAACAUCAGUAUCUUGUACAGUAACAGUGAACUGGGGGAGUUGAAGAGGGUGUGCUGGGGAGAAUAUCAGAGAUUCCGGUUCGUGGGGUGCAAGAUAACCUGAAUUUUACUGUGUGUGAUAAGAGAAGUAGAGCUCCCUUGCUCCCUUUGUCCUCCACCUUUUAUCCACUUGCCCCCUCCACCUGCGCAGAACAAUGACUGAAAGCAGUGGCAAAAAUCGUGCAUGACAGCGAAACGGUAAUGUUAAUGGACUAUGAAUCAGCAGACCAGGGCUAAUAGACUAUGACUCUGAAGACAAGAGUUUAAAUUUGACUGUGCAAACUGAAAGAAGUGUAAAUGUAAUAAAUUAAUAAAUCUGGAAUUAAAAAUCAA